AUGGUGGCAGCAGCAAUAACAGCAAAGAAUCCACGCAAAAAGGCUGUGGAUUUCUUUUCCUCAAGCAAAUCAAAGACUUCAGUUGAGCAAAAAAAAAAAAAGGGAAAUACAAGUAGUGUUAAAAAGAGUGCGGCAUCAGCAGCAAUUGCAGCAAAGUUUGAUCCUCUGGCGCGAGUGAAGCAUAGCGACGAUGAAGAUGAUGAUGAGGAUGAAGAUGAAGACCAAGACGAAGACGAAGAGGAAGAGGAAAGCAAAUCGAAUUCAUUAAGUUUUAGCAAGUUUGAAAGUGAUGAAGAAGAUGAUCAAGAUGAAGAUGAAGAAGAAGAGGAAGACAAUCAAGAUGAUGAUAAUGAUAAUGAUGAUGAUGAAGAAGAAGAAGAAAUAAGCAAAGGAUCAGAGAAACCCAGCAAAUUAAAGAGAGAUGUUUUUGCAGAUGAUGAUGAAGAAGAAGACGAGGAAGAAGAAGAAGAAGAAGAAAAGACAUUAUUACCAAACGACGAGGAAAAUCAAGAAGAGGAGUCUAAGAAAGCCUCUAUAGAGUCAAAAUUAAAGGCCCGUAAAAAGUCAGCAGAAGCUGCAGCUAAGCGGUCGAAAAAGUCAGGGCUUGUAUACAUUUCACGUGUUCCUGAGUUUCUGACGCCUGGAGGAAUGCGACACAUUUUGACGAAAUAUGGGCCAGUGGAUCGCAUUUAUCUUGUUCCUGAGCCAGCAUCAGUGCGUGAGCAGCGGAUGGCCCAUGGAGGAUCAAAGCAGCGCAUGUAUAUAGAGGGUUGGGCUGAGUUUGAGCGGAAAAAGGAUGCGAAAUUAUGUGCAAGUGUACUAAAUGGACGUGGGAGUACGAUAGGAGGGAAAAACCGAAGAGGUCGAUUUUAUGAUACAGUGAUGGCAGUACGAUACUUGCAUAAGUUUAAGUGGAAUGAUUUAGCAGAACAAAUGGUGGUUGAAAAGGAGGCAAGAGUGGAAAAAUUGCGUAAGGAAAUUGGUAUGGCAAAUGAAGAAAAUAGAUUGUUUGCACAUGGUGUUGCUAUGGCUAAGGCCAUGAAGAAACGAGAAGCCAAUAGUGGUAGUGGUGGUGUUAAAGAAGGUAAAGAAGAGAUGUUGCGUACAUUUGAUCAGCGAGAAACAAGGACGAAAAGGGCAGAAGUAGAAGGAGAUGCCGUGGGUGGGUCGGCCAAACGGCGCAAGACGGUGGGUGGUAACAUGUCGCAGGAGAUUCUUGCGCAGAUUAUGUAG
Magnusiomyces paraingens is the source of this 1233-nucleotide messenger RNA. RefSeq lists its product as uncharacterized. Gene Ontology annotation, molecular function: RNA binding. Gene Ontology annotation, biological process: endonucleolytic cleavage in 5'-ETS of tricistronic rRNA transcript (SSU-rRNA, 5.8S rRNA, LSU-rRNA); small-subunit processome assembly; endonucleolytic cleavage in ITS1 to separate SSU-rRNA from 5.8S rRNA and LSU-rRNA from tricistronic rRNA transcript (SSU-rRNA, 5.8S rRNA, LSU-rRNA). Bases 1 to 1233 code for a protein of 410 amino acids. Lineage: Eukaryota; Fungi; Ascomycota; Dipodascomycetes; Dipodascales; Dipodascaceae. Gene Ontology annotation, cellular component: nucleolus. The transcript has a single exon. The record is from RefSeq and is a predicted model, not a curated record.